AUGUCUCUAAGUUCUCUCUCAAAGAAUGGACAUGUCAAAUCCUUAUGGGACGAACUGGUGACUUCGCAUUCUGUUCGAAGCAAUAACUUGAGGAACAAAGCAUGGGGCCAAUCAAAAUUUUCUCUUGGAAAAUCGCAGUCCUUUUCAUCUCUUUCAUCCUCUGGAUUGAUGGGUACCAAGCCGUUUCCCAUUCAGCCUCCCGAACAACUUGUCAAGGGAGAAUUGAUAUUGACAUUCCCUCUCUUUUACAAUCGGCAAAUCCGUGUUCAGCUACGGCCUGAAUGGUCACCUGGAUCGGUCGAUUACUUCCAUCGACUGGUUCAGCAUAAAUGUGCUUCAUGCUCGCUCUACCGCCUUGCUCGACAACACAGCGAUGACCCAGGGGAAGGAGUAAUCUUGGGUGUCAUGCAAAACUUGAAGUCGGUACCGCUCAAUACUCAACGAGGAAUUUGUCCAGAAGGAUCUCAUCGUCAUUAUCACGAUCCGGACGCAAAUAAUGAAGAAAAAGACGAGAACAAAGAAAAUGAGGAAGAGAAAAGGAACCCGUACGAUGACGACAACCCCAGAGAAAAUUGCGAAGACUGUGAAUGCCAGGGCCCCAUCUUGCAGCGAGGAAUGGUCGCCUGGGUGGGAGGAGCACCGGGAGGUCCCGAAUUUUUCAUCAAUCUCUAUGAAGAUGCUGUCAAGUACGAGGGUUCUCGUCAUGCCGUGUUUGGAGAAGUUGUGGACUAUGAAUCGUUCGACCUUUUGCAAGAAAUCAUGGAGGAAAACACUGCUCUUGGUGAUUCGCGAGUAUUGCAUGACGAAUUGCAUUUCUACAUUGAUUUGGAAUAA
Cylindrotheca closterium is the source of this 834-nucleotide messenger RNA. The record is from the annotation of a GenBank genome assembly. Lineage: Eukaryota; Bacillariophyta; Bacillariophyceae; Bacillariales; Bacillariaceae.